Molecule: messenger RNA, 3945 nt
Organism: Cavia porcellus (domestic guinea pig)
Lineage: Eukaryota; Metazoa; Chordata; Mammalia; Rodentia; Caviidae
Product: disabled homolog 2-like
Exons: 1
Coding region: 366-2666 (766 amino acids)
Biological process (GO): positive regulation of endocytosis; negative regulation of canonical Wnt signaling pathway; receptor-mediated endocytosis
Cellular component (GO): cytoplasm; plasma membrane
Source: RefSeq, a predicted model, not a curated record
AGGCAGGGAAGAGUUAAGUUUGGAAGGCUCUGCAGACACGUUGAGGGGGAGUUACCGAGCCCAGGCAGCAAAAACAUCCCGGCGCAUUCCUGGGGAGUCCUCAGCUGCCAGCAUCUGAUUAGAACCAUAUCUCUCGCCGGGAGUGGCCGCGCGGCUCGAGCUCCGGCCCGCGGCUAUUUAAGCGGGGCCACCGCGGCGCUGCGCUGCAGCCCGGAGGCUCCGCGCGGGAAGUCAUGCUCGCCUCGCACAGGCGCUAGGAGCUGGUGUGUGCCAUAGGUUAUGUUCAUCUGAGACUCAGCCAUCAGGGAUCACGUGGUAUCACUAAGUGUCUGCUGGGGCUGGGAUUUGCUGCUUGCUCUCUUGCCAUGUCCAACGAAGUAGAAACGAGCACGACCAACGGUCAGCCUGACCAACAGGCUGCACCAAAAGCACCAUCAAAGAAGGAAAAGAAGAAAGGCACUGAAAAAACAGACGAGUAUCUCUUGGCUAGGUUCAAAGGCGAUGGUGUAAAAUAUAAGGCCAAGCUAAUCGGAAUUGAUGACGUGCCAGAUGCCCGAGGGGAUAAGAUGAGCCAAGAUUCUAUGAUGAAACUCAAGGGCAUGGCAGCAGCUGGUCGGUCUCAGGGACAACAUAAACAAAGGAUCUGGGUCAACAUUUCCCUUUCUGGAAUAAAAAUAAUCGAUGAGAAAACUGGGGUAAUAGAGCACGAACAUCCAGUAAAUAAGAUCUCUUUCAUUGCUCGUGAUGUGACAGACAACCGGGCAUUUGGUUACGUGUGUGGAGGAGAGGGGCAGCACCAGUUUUUUGCCAUAAAAACUGGGCAACAGGCUGAGCCAUUAGUCGUUGAUCUUAAAGACCUUUUUCAAGUUAUCUAUAAUGUAAAGAAAAAAGAAGAGGAAAAGAAAAAGGCUGAAGAAGCCAACAAAACAGUCGAGAAUGGAAGCGAGGCUCUAAUGACUCUAGAGGAUCAAGAUAACAAACUGAAAUUGGGUGUUGACCAGAUGGAUUUGUUUGGGGACAUGUCUACACCUCCUGACCUAAAUAGUCCAACAGAAAGCAAAGAUAUCCUGUUAGUGGAUCUAAACUCUGAAAUCGACACCAAUCAAAAUUCUUUAAGAGAAAAUCCGUUCCUAACAAAUGGCAUCACCUCCUGCUCUCUUCCACGACCAAAACCUCAGGCAUCCUUCUUGCCUGAAAAUGCCUUUUCUGCCAAUCUCAACUUCUUCCCCACACCUAAUCCUGAUCCUUUCCGUGAUGAUCCUUUUGCACAGCCAGACCAAUCGACACCCUCUUCGUUUGAUUCUCUCAAACCUCCAGAUCAGAAGAAAGAGAAUUUGUGUAGUCUGUCUACUCCACUGAGUAAUGGGCCCCAAAACGGUGAUGUUGAUUACUUUGGCCAGCAAUUUGACCAGAUCUCUAACCGGACUGGCAAACAGGAAGCUCAGGCAGGCCCGUGGCCCUUUUCAAGUACGCAAAGCCAGCCAGCAGUGAGAACUCAAAAUGGGGUGUCUGAAAGAGAACAGGACGGCUUCCAUAUCAAAUCUUCCCCAAACCCUUUUGUGGGAAGCUCUCCCACAGGACUCUCUGUACCGAAUGGCAUAAAGCAGGACUUGGAAAGCUCUGUCCAGUCCUCACCACAUGACUCUAUAGCUAUUAUCCCACCUCCACAAAGUACCAAACCGGGAAGAGGCAGAAGGACUGCUAAGUCUCCAGCAAAUGACCUGCUUGCAUCGGACAUCUUUGCUCCUCCCGUCUCAGAACCUCCAGGCCAGACAUCACCCACAGGACAGUCUGCAGCCCCCCAGAGCAACCCCUUGGAUCUCUUCAAAACAAAUGUUCCUGCCCCGGUGGCACCUCUUGCGAGUCUAGGUAGUGUCCCAGUGUCCCCUCCGCAAGCAGGACCGUGGAGCCCACCCAUUGUCUUUAAUCAGUCCACUCCCAUGGUCCCGGGAGCCAUGCUGGGUAGCCAGCCUGCAGCUUUCAGCCAGCCGGUUGUUUUUGGUGCUAGCCCAGCUGUUCAGUGUUGGAACCAGCCUUCGUCCUUUGUAACCUCCACCUCGCCCUCACCCCCUGCAGCUUGGGGUUCCUCUGUAUCUGUGGCACCCAAUUGUUGGCCCACAGCAAGCUCCUUGGGGAACCCUUUCCAGAGCAAUGUUUUUCCUCCACCACCUGCUCUGUCCUCUUCCAUGCUGCCCUCGCUCGUGGUCAGCCCUCCUCAGCCACCUCCCAGAACUGCUCCAAAGGACAUCCCCAGUGAUGCCUUCACUGCCUUAGACCCGCUUGGGGAUACAGAAGUCAAAGAAGUGAAAGAAAUGUUUAAGGACUUCCAACUGCGGCAGCCACCUGCCCUGCCCUCCAGGAAGGGAGAGCAGCCUUCUUCUGGCACUUCCAGUGCCUUCUCCAGUUAUUUCAACAGCAAAGUCGGCAUUCCCCAGGAGAGUGUGGACCAUGAUGAUUUUGAUGCUAAUCAACUGUUGAACAAGAUCAGUGAACCACCAAAGCCAGCUCCCAGACAAGGUGCCCUGUCAGUUACCAAAUCUACCAACAGAGCAUUUGAGAAUCCUUUCUCUAAAGAUUCCUUCAGCUCACCACAACCCUCUACGGCUUCUCCUCAACCUGCAUCUUCUGAUGUAUAUAGGGACGCUUUUGGAAAUCCUUUUGCCUAACUCUGAACUUGGGAUGCUGACUAUCCAGAGGAAGGAGAAGAUUGGCUUUAGUAGUCAAGGACAAAGCUAAUAGGCAGACACGUGCUGUCCACUGUCCUUGUUCAGCUUUAAUGAGUUAUCUGUUGCCUUAUUUCUUAUUGCCUCUUCCACUUGUAAAAUUCCUUUCACUUUCUGCCUAGGCUAAAAGCUAAGCUGAAUCUAUGGCUUUAAGUAAAUGAAGAUCCUAAACUCUUUAGCACAAAUGUAAAUGAAGUAGCCUUCCACCACGUUCUUAUACCUGUGAAGUUCCUGCACCCUCAGAGACAACAUCACAUCUUCCGCUGUCUGGUUGGGCCAGGCAGACACUGCCGCCCAUUACUGUUUUGAGUAAAUAGCCAGCUCCUUGCUUAAUGUGAGCAUUCUGUUUCCUAAAAUUCCGGUAGAACAAUACCUUUCUUAAAAGAACUUCCUUCCAGCCAUCACUUACAGAAAAUGUUUUGAAUAAAAUGAAAGUCCAGAGUCUCCUCAGAUACUCUGAAAUCUAAUUCACCUGAGGACCUUUUUUAAAAGAUAGUUUCUCUUCUUUCUGAAGACCAACUUCUCUCACAGCCAAGACUGUCCUUUUGGUAACUCUCUAGCUCUUGCAAAUAAGGGGAAAAACAUUCAUCUCUUUACCUUUCUCCUCUGAUUCUUUUUUCAGUCUCUUCCUGGUUCAAGUACCCCUCCCCCUCCCAGGCUAUUUCAUUCAUUUGUUUGUUUGUUUGUUUGCUUCUUGUUGUUGGUUUUACAAACCAUAGAUUUUCAUGGGGUUAAAACAAUAUCAAAUGAUUCACAGAUCUGGAAUCAAAUGGUUCACAUACCUGGAACCUGUCUUUCUCCUGAGUAAUGCUAGUCCCAGUAACUACAUGUGUAUACCCUAUAACCUUCCCUGGACCGGGGGACCAUCCUCAGGCUGAAGUUCAUAACAGCAGUGAAUGUGAAAGAAAAUUUGAGCUCCACUCAACACUGAAGGACCGUGCUCUACAGAGCAGCACAUGUGACUGUGCCCAACACCCUGGUGCUUAUUGGUGGGGGAAGUCAUGCCGGACCUUCAUCAAGUAACUGGAAAACUUUCCUGAGGCCAUGCUUUCAUAGUUAGCAGGAAGAUAUAUGGGAGGGGAGAAGGUGACAAACAAAUAUUUGGGGUUAUCAUCAAAAAUCUAAUGCCUGCAAUAUUUUUCUCCCAUAACCUUGGAAACUUUCCCAGUUCAUUUUCAGUCCUAUUGUUAGCAUAGUUCUGAGGGAUUUGUUCUUGCCAAAA